AUGAAGCGUAACACCUCGUUUAACAUUCAUGAAACCCUUUCAUAUUUCCAUAACUGUCGAGCCGCUCCCACACACACACACUAUAUAAAAAUCAUCACCUUCGAUAAAAACACCCAUUUCCAUUGUCUUCUUCUUACGGUCUACUAUUGUGGAGGGCCCUCAACUCAGCUUGUUUUAGGGUUUCUUUCGAUUAAAGUCAACUUGUUAAUAAUGGAGAAAGAUAGCAACUAUUCUGCACCACCGUGUUUCAACACACUUGACUACUCCCUUGAUCAACAAUACCAGCAGCUCACAAAAUAUCGUGUCGGCCAAACUUCCGGUGAAAACAAUAACGGAAUGGUGGAUAAUUACAUGCCUCAAACACAAAACUCAGAUUUUGGACCUAAAUUAGCCUUAAACCGCCAAGAGUCCGAGAUCGACGACCCCGUUUAUUUUCUCAAGUUUCCUGUCUUAAACAACAAGAUGGAAGACCAAAACUUGAUGUUGAAUCAAGAUGACGAAUUGGUAGAUAAUUUAAGAGAUCGUGAAGAAACUCGGGUUUCUGAUGAGAACAACUCGGUGCAGCUUGUGCAAGAGACGAAUUGUGCACUCGUGCAAGAGAACAGCAAGAAGAGGAAGAGACCAAGAACGGUUAAGACAAGUGAAGAAGUUGAGAGUCAACGCAUGACUCAUAUCGCUGUUGAAAGGAAUCGAAGGAAGCAAAUGAAUGAGCAUCUUCGCGUCCUCAGAUCCCUCAUGCCUGGUUCAUACGUUCAAAGGGGUGAUCAAGCAUCUAUAAUUGGUGGAGCUAUAGAGUUUGUUAGGGAAUUGGAACAACUUCUUCAGUGUCUAGAAUCACAAAAAAGAAGAAGACUAGUUGGAGAAGCACAGUCAAAACAAGUUGGGGAUUCAACACAACAACAAGCUCCAUUUUUUCAGCAAGCUCCUUUACCAAAUGAGCAGAUGAAGAUAGUUGAGAUGGAAACUGGACUUGAAGAAGAAACUGCAGAGAGUAAGUCAUGUUUGGCUGAUGUAGAAGUGAAAGUUUUAGGAUUUGAUGCAAUGAUUAAAAUCCUAUCAAGAAGAAGGCCUGGACAGUUGAUCAAGACCAUUGCUGCCCUUGAAGAUAUGCAGCUUAUUAUCCUUCAUACCAACAUCACCACUAUUGAACAAACCGUUCUUUAUUCAUUCAAUGUCAAGGUGGCUACUGAUACAAGGUUCACCGCAGAAGAUAUAGCAAGCUCCGUUCAGCAGAUACUAAGUUUUAUUCAUGCAAACACUAGCAUGUGA
Vicia faba (fava bean) is the source of this 1269-nucleotide messenger RNA. The record is from the annotation of a GenBank genome assembly. NCBI's taxonomy places the organism in Eukaryota, Viridiplantae, Streptophyta, Magnoliopsida, Fabales, Fabaceae.